GUCUUGUGAAGCCUCUGUAUGUGUUUUUAUUCUUAUUAUCUUUAUUGUCUUCUGUCUUUCUGUUGGUUUUCCCUCUCUGCUGUAAACCACUUUGGAUCCACUGACUUGUGUGUGAAGUGUUUUACAGAUGAAGAGGAGUUGAGGAAAAGAACAGUUAGUUAUGUUUAUGUGAUUUAUUUGUGACAGAUUGUUUUGACUCUUCACCUGCAGCAGUCGUCAUUUUAAUAUUACUGUUAGUUAGAGUUAGUGAUGUACUAGGGAACGUCAUCCGUCAAAGUCAAUAAAAGCAUCAGAUUCAGCUGUGACAUACGACCGAAGAGCUUUUUCUCAAAGUAACAUCUGGAACAGCUGCAGCAGUCAGUGAACGUGUCAGCAGCAGAGUCGUUGGUCAAACAGGUCAGAGCGUCACUCUGCCCUGUAAAUAUGACAUCAGCAAACACGGAGCGAUGUUCGUCUGUUGGGGUCGAGGAGAAAUUCCACUGUCAGGCUGCAGGAACCUGCUCGUCUCCACCGACGGACAUCGAGUGAAAGAAGAAACCAGAGCUUCCAGCAGGUAUCAGCUACUGGGACGACUGGAUGCAGGUGAUGUUUCUCUGACGAUACUGAACCUCACAGAGACAGACGCUGGACGGUACGGGUGCAGGGUGGAGGUACCCGGGUGGUUCAAUGAUGACAAACAUGUCUUCGAUGUGUCCAUUGAGAGAGCUCCACAGACGAACACAUCAACAACAACAAACACAGCGACGCCUGCAGCGCAGACAACAGCCGGUGACACAGCAGGUACAACUCAGCACCGUCACGUAGUGGACGACGGAGGAGCAGGUAGAACUCUCGCUGUCGGUCCAAGUGUUUGGUUUGAUCCCGACUCCAGAUCAGAUGUGUUUCUAAACCUUUUCCUUCAGCAUGACAUCAUGCUGCUGACACAGCUGCACUCAAAACAGCUUUCGUUUCCUCGUCCUGCAGGUCAGAUGACCUCCACAGAGACUCAGCUGACUUCCUCCUUCAACGGCGUCGAGGCCGAGGAGACCAGAAGUAUGACUUUGGUUCUGGUGUGUGUUCUGUUCGGGUUGGUGGCUUUGGUCACAGCCGGCGGAGUCGUCAUUAUCGCGAGAAGAUGGAGGCGACUCAAAAUCCCUCAGCAGCAGGUCAGCAGUUCGGUCCGGUUCGGUCCGACUUCGUCCACUCUGCAGCUCCAUAGUCGAGGUUCAGCGGUGGAAAACAUCUACCAGAUAGACGGAGGCGGCGAUGGAGGCGAGUACGAGUACUGCCCCUGAGCCCUGAAGCUCCGCCCACUGACCUGCUGACCCGGGAGACUGGAAGAUGACUAGCUCUUGACAAAAAACAUGAACUCGCCACCUCCAUCUAGGAGGCAUUCAGUCCCCCAGACUGCCACCAGGGCGACUUCUUAAAGGGGCAGUGUGGAGGACGUGCGGACGCUGAACUGAAAACAUUCUGCUUCAUUUAAAAAAGUCUACAAGAAAAAGCUGACAGACUGUUUCCAACUGUUGCCAAAAGAAAACUACAAAUCCCAGAGAGCAUUGCUGUAAGAAGCCUACAAUCAGAGCGCUUCAGAGCCUGAUGCCAUGUGGCUAAUGCCGCAAUGACAUCAUACAUGAUGGAUGGUAGAGAUGGAAAGGUUCCCAUGUUAGGCCUUGCUAAUGUUCAUGUUAUGUUGUUGGUCGUGUUAAAGCGUUGACAUCAUGUCCGUUCACUCAUUUAACCGUCGGUUUACUGCAGCUGCGAAGUGGGAGGAGCUAUUUUCAUUUACACCACUCUCGCAGUUAAAUCAUCAGUACAAAGAACUCCGUUAGAUAUCUGGGUCUUUGACAAAAAGUCGAAGGCACAGGCUUGUGUGCAUAAAAACUUAACUACAACUCCCAGGGUGCAUUCCGGCAAGAAACGUCCAAUCGCAGAGCUUUACGUUCGGUUACGCGUGCCGCUAACGGCGGGUGGAAGCUAAAGAUGACGGUGAUGAGAAAACUAAAAACACAACCUGCAGCUUAAAUCAGUUCACUUUUGAAUUCUGGAUCAAUUGUGGGUGAAGUUCAGUAACUAUGGCGACGUGUUUUGUUCUCACCUGUAAAACACGCGUUUUGAAUUUGCUAGCGCUUUGACUCGCGCCGCUGACUGGCCUCUUCUCCAUGGUAACGGCGGCCGUUCAUGCGUAUAUAACCUUUGAAAAAUGUGUCUGAUGGUUGUACUGAUUUCAACGUGGGUAUUGUAGUGUUUAGACUCGUCCGCCUAAAUGAAGGAAGGGAAACAGACAAAUGAAUUAAACCUGGCGGCCAUAUCACAAACCUGUCGGACCGUUACAUCAUCCGGUCGCGUGUUUCUGAUAGCGUUUAAAGAAAAACUGAAACGAGAACUCAGGAACACUUCAGGAACCAGCGAACGACGGCCUUUGGCUGACGUGAGGCGUCCGUGUUGGUUUGGUUUUCGGCACUUUCAGAUAUAUCAGAGCAAGUUUGUCGUAAAUGUGACUUGGAUGUUGACAUGAACACUAUUUACACUCUAAAGUCUGCCAAACAAAGAUUUCUCCAAGUUGGUGCUAAAUAAUAAAGAAGACCAACAUGGACGUCGCACGUGAGCCAGAGACAGUUGUUCGAGAUGACGAAACCUAAGUGUAAUGGAGACAGAGUUAUACUGAGCAUGUGCAGUGUUUGUGCACACGGCCCACAGCCGUUUAGAAUCUUGCGAUGACGUGAACGUGUCGCGAGAGCUCUGUAGAACUCUUUGGAAGCGUUCUGAACAUUCCAGAACUCUGAUGUCACAGCGCUGGAUGGAGCCGUGGCCUCUGAGGCUCAUGGGUAAUGUAGUAUUUUGAGCCUUUCAACAAACUGAGGGAAAAGACCGGAUCAGAUGACUCCGUCGUUCUGCGUUCAGAGAGAAUCAGGAAACGUCCGAGACGUCGCAGUGAGAACAUUUCUGUCCACUUUACUGCUCUGCUCAUUUUGUUUCUCCAACUUUACAGAAAUGAUGUAACCGUCCGCUGUGUAUUUAAUAAAACCCUGAUAUAACUUUUGAAACAUGAUUGUACUGCUUUCUGUUCUGCUGCUGAACUUAUUUAAUUCAGCUCUAAUGCUGUUGUGUACUGAAGCUCGUCGCUCUGCUGGGAGUUUGUAUUCUCCACGUCUCUGUUUCUACUUGGUGUGAACGACUUGUGAACUGGCUCACUUUCGUCUUCGUGAGUCAUUUAAGAUUAUGAGAAUUAAAUCAUGGUAUCGAACCUGAA
Messenger RNA from Siniperca chuatsi (mandarin fish), 3232 nucleotides. RefSeq names its product T-cell immunoglobulin and mucin domain-containing protein 4-like. The record is from RefSeq and is a predicted model, not a curated record. Bases 447 to 1274 code for a protein of 275 amino acids. The transcript is spliced from 6 exons. NCBI's taxonomy places the organism in Eukaryota, Metazoa, Chordata, Actinopteri, Centrarchiformes, Sinipercidae.